AAAAAAGUAAAAGAAAAGCCUCUAGAAACUUCAUCCUAUGUGUCCAAACAUAAAGUGCAAACAGAUCUCUUUCAAUGUCAUUGGCUAGCUGAUGUAAACGUCGAAAAUACAUUAAACAAUUUUCUUUAAUUUCCCUAUUUUAAUUCAAUUCAACUUUUAUUACACAGGAAAAAAAAAAAACAAAAAAAAAAAAAACAAAAAAUACAGUUUCCUCAGCCAAAAACCUCCGUGAAAUCUCUCUUCGACGAAAUUCAAUUUCUGAGUUUAAUAAUCAAUACUGUACAAGAUGAGGGUAGUUAGAUUGAGCCUUAUUCUGUCUGUAAUAGUCGUAAUAUCGGCUGCGAUGGCAUGGGCAAGUGAUGGCCGGGUUAACAAGUCAGCUUUGGGGUUGUUUUGGUCGACUGGUAAAGAAGAAGGAGAAUUGUUAAAGAAUCCGCAACCUGCAGAACCUGAGGCAUUGGAUGACAAUGAUGAGCUUGAUGGUGGUUUCUCUUCUCUUGAUGGGAUGUUACAGUGGGCAAUAGGACAUUCUGAUCCAGCAAAGUUAAAGGAAGGUGCAAAAUCUGUGCAGCGCCUGUCUGAUGAUGACCUGAAGAGGCGCCAAAUAGAAAUUAAGGAAUUAAUGGAAAAGUUAAAAAUGCCUUCAGAUGCAGAGCUGAUGAAAAUUGCAAUAGAUGACUUGAAUAAUUCCUCUCUCUCUUUGGAAGACCGCCUUCGUGCUCUGGAAGAGCUGUUGACACUUGUUGAGCCUAUUGACAAUGCCAAUGAUUUGAACAAACUUGGGGGUCUUGCCGCUGUUAUAAGACAGCUUGACAAUGCUGAGCCAGAUGUAAGGAAACUUGCUGCUUGGGUUCUUGGAAAAGCAUGUCAGAACAAUCCAGUUGUUCAGAAGCAGGUUUUGGAUUUUGGUAUACUGGCGAAGCUCUUGGAGAUGGUGAAAUCUGAUGCUGUGGAAGAGGCCAACAAAGCAUUGUAUGCAGUUUCUGCCUUAGUCAGAAACAAUUUAAAUGGCCAGGAGUAUUUUUACGCGGAAGCUGGAGACUUGACGCUUAAGGAUAUACUGAGCAAUUCUACCUUUGACAUCAGACUACGCCGAAAAUGCGUCUUUCUUAUUGGUGAUUUGGCAGAGUCCCAAUUACAGAAUGCUGAUCAGGCAGAGCUUCCCUUUUUCAGAGAUCAUGUUUUUCUGAAGGCGAUAGUUAAUUUAACAUCGUCAAAUGACCUUGAUCUCCAGGAAAAGGCACUUGCUGCAAUUAAGAGUCUUCUACAACUUAGAACGAUUGACGCUUCUGCUUUGAAGGACUUCUGCGCUUUGGACAAGGCAUUGGAAAGAAUGAGGCUGCAACUGCAGCAGUUAAUGGAGGAGGAAGAUCAAAGCGACUAUGCAAAGGAUGUGGAAAUUCUUCGUCGAGAGGUGGAACUGAUUUUUUACAAGAAGCUCAAUAAAGGAAUUCAAGUUCCUACAUAACACAACUUAGCAUGAGCCGUUGCCACUCUUUGAAACAUAAACUGUUAGUUGUAGAUGCUUGCUUGAUCAGCGAUCCUUGGAAAAUGUCGAGGAAUCAAAGAAAAGCUAUUCAAAUCUGCAAUCUAGGGGUUUUAUAGCGAUCACAAUGGAAUGGUUCUUGACACUAUUCAGAUAGGGUUUUGUUUAGUUAUUCUAGUACUGUAUUAGACAUCUAAGUAAUGUAUUAUAUGUGUAAUACACUACUCAUACGCGGAUGACAAAUCAGUUGCGAACUGUACAAGAACAAAUAUUUUCCCAAGCUCCUUGCUUUGUACUUUUAGUCUUUCACUCUGGGAGUCCAAAGGAUUUCACAGUUAGCUGUGUAGCCUGUGUUAGUGUGUACUGUAUAUAUCAUUAGUUUCAUGAAUAUACGACCGUUUUUCGUUGUUUCUA
Molecule: messenger RNA, 1900 nt
Organism: Chenopodium quinoa (quinoa)
Lineage: Eukaryota; Viridiplantae; Streptophyta; Magnoliopsida; Caryophyllales; Amaranthaceae
Product: nucleotide exchange factor SIL1-like
Exons: 9
Coding region: 287-1468 (393 amino acids)
Source: RefSeq, a predicted model, not a curated record